Molecule: messenger RNA, 231 nt
Organism: Loa loa (African eye worm)
Lineage: Eukaryota; Metazoa; Nematoda; Chromadorea; Rhabditida; Onchocercidae
Exons: 2
Coding region: 1-231 (76 amino acids)
Source: RefSeq, a predicted model, not a curated record
AUGAAAGCAUCCGGAAAAAUAUUUCAUCGCUUCUCUUCUACCUGUAUACUUCUAAGGUUUUUGUCGGUGUGUCCUCCGUACGUCGGAUUACCGAAAUCAAAAUGCACAGGUGGACAGCAUUACACAAAGACCAUGGACAAUGAUAUCCAUUGUACCUACGUAAUGGACAAUCCCAAAGAGCAGCCGUAUCUCCAUGACGGCCUCGGUGGAGCUUACAAAACUCCUCCCUAA